AUGGAAGUUCCCGGCUCGUUUGAUUCCUCUAUGGAACUCAACACGCCCAUCAAAAAUCUCCGUCUUGGUUCGCCGUCAAGCUUAUCGCCCAUAUACCCCAAUCUCGAUGAUAUAUUGCCGUCCAGCUCCCCUCCACUCAAUUCUUACAUGCAAUCGUUAGGGUACCUGAGAAAACUAAGCAGUAAUGUGUUGAAGGAACUCAACCAAAGAGCCUCACAAAUUUCUGAAAAAAUGAGGUCUCCACCUUCCUCCCACUCACAGACCACCCAAAGACGGCGGAAUAAACUCGAGUCGAUUUCGAGUCACUAUUCGGUAAGAACAAAGAAAAAGUCUGCACCCAAUUCCACUACAAACUCUUCAACCAAUUCAACUUCAACAAACUCCACAGAAUACAAAGAACACUCCAACAAACGUGAGUCGUUGGUAGGUUCAGCACACUCCAAAAGAAGAAGAACUUCCAACCUCGCUGGCGAGCCUAAUAUGAUCCACCUUCCUCGCCUGUCUCCACUUAAGCAGCUUUCGAGUCCACUCAAGCGAAUUUCUCCUUCGAAAAAAUAUAAUGAUCUUCAUAGCAUUCUCACACUGGAGCCCGAAGAAAAAAGCUCACCGGUCAAAUUUGCAGUGCCAAAACCACGCACUCGAACCCUCACUACUCGGCCAUCGGUGCUUCAAUUGGCUGGUGUCAAACCUUUGCCAGCCUCCACUCUGAAACAAACCACUCUUUCAGGCUCUCCUUCAUCAAAACUGCUCAACAAUUCAGCAAAACUGCUUAGCAAUCCAGGUACAAAACCUCAAUUGCAAAAGGCUAUUCCGGUUCUUCCAAAAACCCAGUCGCUCAAACCAAAAUCAUCGUCCAGCUCCCUAAACCAAAAAACUCACCCAAUCCCAAAUCUGGUGCACCCUAUCCAGCCACAUUCACAUUCUCUGUCCCACUCAAGUUCGUCUCGCACAAAUCUGUCUCACCCAAUGUCGUCUCGUUCGGUUCCAAAUUUGGCUGCAAAUUCGCUGUCUCACUCGAUACCCUCAUUGAAACACGCCCCAAAGGUCAAACUUACACGGUCACCAACCUCCAGAUCGCUAAAAGCACCCACGGUGCCCCAGCCGUUUCUGUUGUAUGACAAGCCUACGAUUUCUUCAUCGCAAAAAUCAUUGGAUAGAUUUCAAAAAUUCAAGAGUAAAUUUAAAUAA
This is a messenger RNA of Meyerozyma guilliermondii ATCC 6260, 1188 nucleotides long. RefSeq lists its product as uncharacterized. The record is from RefSeq and is a predicted model, not a curated record. Bases 1 to 1188 code for a protein of 395 amino acids. The transcript has a single exon. NCBI's taxonomy places the organism in Eukaryota, Fungi, Ascomycota, Pichiomycetes, Serinales, Debaryomycetaceae.